Arvicanthis niloticus (Nile rat) is the source of this 4088-nucleotide messenger RNA. The record is from RefSeq and is a predicted model, not a curated record. NCBI's taxonomy places the organism in Eukaryota, Metazoa, Chordata, Mammalia, Rodentia, Muridae.
CUUAUUUUCCCAGCUGGCAAGCGUCGCGCUGCAGACAAGGGAAUGCCUGUGGUCCUGCAUGUUCCGGAGCUUGGGGGCAUCCUGAUCCCGCUGAGCCCCUUCCAGGUGCAGAAGGGUUAAGAAUGAUGAGGAAGAGGAGGAAGCGAGGCGUGCGCCCCGGCCCAUGCCGCAGCCCGAGGCCCGGCCCAGCCACUGCGCCCGCGCCGCCGCCCUCGCAGGAGCGCACGAGACCUGCAUGGACGGGCAUGGGCGUGAGAGCAGCACCUUCCUGCGCCGCCGCCCCCGCCGCCGCCGGGGCUGAGCAGUACCGCCGCCCCGGGCUCUGGCCGCCGUCGCCCCCGCCGCCGCUGUUGCUGCUGCUGCUGCUCAGCCUUGGGCUGCUCCACGCAGGUGAUUGCCAACAGCCUGCUCAAUGUCGAAUCCAGAAAUGUACCACAGACUUCGUGUCCCUGACUUCACACCUGAACUCUGGCGCUGAUGGCUUUGACUCUGAGUUUUGCAAGGCACUCCGUGCCUAUGCUAGCUGCACCCAGCGAACUUCAAAAGCCUGCCGUGGCAACCUGGUGUACCAUUCUGCUGUGUUAGGUAUCAGUGAUCUCAUGAGCCAGAGGAACUGUUCCAAGGAUGGACCCACAUCCUCCACCAACCCGGAAGUGACCCAUGACCCCUGUAACUACCACAGCCAUGGGGGAGUCAGAGAACACAGGGUGGGGGACCAGAAACCUCCCAAUUACCUUUUCUGUGGCUUGUUCGGAGAUCCUCACCUUAGAACUUUCAAAGAUCACUUCCAAACAUGCAAAGUGGAAGGGGCCUGGCCACUCAUAGACAACAAUUAUCUUUCGGUUCAAGUGACGAAUGUGCCUGUGGUCCCUGGGUCCAGCGCAACUGCUACAAACAAGAUCACAAUCAUCUUCAAAGCACAGCAUGAGUGCACGGAUCAGAAGGUAUACCAAGCUGUGACAGAUGACCUGCCAGCUGCCUUUGUGGAUGGCACCACCAGUGGGGGGGACGGUGAUGUGAAGAGUCUUCACAUCGUAGAGAAGGAGAGUGGCCGCUACGUAGAGAUGCAUGCCCGCUACAUAGGCACCACAGUGUUUGUACGACAGCUGGGUCGAUACCUAACCCUCGCUAUCCGGAUGCCCGAAGACUUGGCCAUGUCCUACGAGGAAAGCCAGGACUUGCAGCUGUGUGUGAAUGGCUGCCCCAUGAGUGAGUGCAUCGAUGAUGGGCAAGGCCAGGUGUCUGCUAUCCUGGGGCACAGCCUGCCUCACACCACCUCAGUGCAGGCCUGGCCUGGCUACACACUGGAAACUGCCAGCUCCCAAUGCCACGAGAAGAUGCCAGUGAAGGACAUCUAUUUCCAAUCAUGUGUCUUUGACCUGCUCACCACUGGUGAUGCCAACUUCACCGCUGCGGCCCACAGUGCCUUGGAGGAUGUAGAAGCGCUGCACCCAAGAAAGGAACGCUGGCACAUCUUCCCCAGCAGCCAUGGGGGACGCAGUGAUUUGCCUGUAGGUCUUGGACUCACAUGCUUGAUCCUUACUAUGGUUUUGUAAGAUUUGUUUGUUGUUUUUGUUUUGUUUUUCUGGGCUUCUUUUUUUUUUGUCUAUAACAAAAUUUUAAAUAUAUAUUGUCAUAAUAUAUUGAGUGGAAAAAGUAUAUAUGUAUAUACCAUGUAUAUGACAGAUGUUUGUCCUGGAACACCAGAUUGUACAUUAUGUGUUUGGCUGUUUUCACAUAUGUUGGUUAUAGUGGUUUUUUUUUUUUUUUUUUUUUUGAUUGUAUCAAUUUUAUUUUGCCGUUUUGUGAAAUGUUUUAUAAUGUCCCUACCUUGGGACCUCUUAGAAAGCACUUUAUUUUUUAUAUAUUAAAUAUUUAUGUGUGUACCUGGUUAAUAUGUACAGUGCAUAUACACAGACACCAACCACAGCAAUCCAUUUGGAGGUAACUAGUUUGUAGUUCCUCUGGUUGUUCCUCCUGCACUUCCUGUUGAAUGCUACUGAUUGCUACUGAUUUGCCAAGGUCCUCGGUUCCUGAUGGAGCUGUCUCCCUUCCGUUGAAGUGUCAGUUUGAGAGGAAAGUUGUCUCCUCACUUGUAAGUACUUUUGAUUCUUAAAAUGUGGAUCUCACUAAAGAGCCCUGUUUCUAACAGUGCACUUUUUCAGAACAUGGAGACAUUAGUGCUAUAACUGCAGCCAUUACACGUAUGUGCAUUUGAGCACCAGUGGCCUAUUAAGUUGACCCUUCUGAAGCUGCUGUUUGUUAAGUCUGGAGGUGGCCAUUUCAAGUAAAUACCAGGCAUCAUCUUAUGCCCCGGCUAGUGACUCUUUCUCAUCCUCUGGACCUGUUUAAAUUUUACUUUCCCACCCAUUAACUUUUUAAGCAAAACAAAAUCAUCAACUUAGAAGAGCUCAUGCCUUGCCCUCCUUUGUAAUUUGUAAAAUUCACGUUCUUAACUUUCUCCUUGGCUGCUUGGAGUCCUACCAGAGCUCUCUGGCUCUGCUCCAGCAUCUCCUUAACCUCCCCUCAGGAUCCCAAACACUUGGCUAUUAGUGCUCCUCUGAUAUUAAGUCCAGGAGUACAGCCUUGAGAACAGAAAAUCUGUCUUGGUGUAUAUUAGUAUGCACUUGCCCGUGGUUGCUGUUGAAUCCUGAUGUUCAUAACUAGGCAUUUCACUCCCCAAGUAAUCUCUGUCUUUUCAGCUCUCUGCCAUCCUAACACCUGUAGUUAAAUAUUAUAGGUACCUGCCGGUUAGUGAAGUCCUCAUCAGGUAAAAUCUCUCCUUGCCUCUUCCAUUUUAUUGCUGGUACCAGCUAUAAAAGGGACGUAACAGAAGACAGUGAAACUAGCAAAAUUAACUCCUGAAUAGUAUUACUAUAUCUAAAUGUGAGUGUUUGGUUCCAAGAGUGAUAGGAUUUGUGUUUUGAUAUUUAAGGUUUGCAUUAAUGCAAGCAAAAGGUACAAACCUUAAAUAAUGUUGUUGGGACAAGGCAAUGCAAAGUGUCAAAGUGUCCAAAGGCAAAGUGUCCUAUUGGCCAGUGGGACUGACAAAGGCUAGCAGCAAACAAGGAAUCUUUUGUGAAGUUGUGUUUCUUAGAGAAGUGAUAUCAUCAAUGGGUGGGAUUGUGUGUUCAUUUAGAAGUGGCAGAUUCUCACCUUGGGGGCAGUUAUGAAGGCACCCUGCUUUGUAUUCUUAAAGGUUGAACUUAAGAGAGUUAGGAUCUAGCCCUGUAAAAGAAGGUUCUUCUAAGAAAGCUGCAUUAAGACUGACCAACUCUGAGCUUUGAAGCAUGGCCACUUGUUCGCGUACGGAGCCAUGUGCCAAGUUCAGAAGCUGUCAAUAGCUAGUAACUUGUAAUUGAGUAGAACAGGGGAGGGAAAUUGUUGGAUACUUUUAACCACUAUUUUUGUGCAAAUAUAAAAGUAAAAUAGAAGUUUCUACAGUGUCUGCCUUUAUAGAGUGUGUGAUUGAUACACCUUUUAUCCUUUUGAGGAGAACAGAGCCACCGUGUCUACCCAUAGUUUGGAAAAGAAAGUUUGCUUGUUUAGUUGUAUUGUUUAGCUGGGAAGGAUGCCUGUGAGAUAUACUACAGCAGUAGUAUUAGUAAUAGUGUGAUGGGUGUUCUCCUUCAGAAUUGGUGUUCCUGUGCAUCCUUUACAGUUCCCACAAAUAACUUGUAGAGAUAAAGGACUUCUGUACAGAAGGGCCAGGUCUUCUUUGGGGUUUCUAAGGAACAUACUGCUUAAGCUUGUCUCACCAAGUCCAUAGCCAGAAGAAUUUCAGACCAUGCUGUCAAAUAGGCUAUAGGUUUUCAUGGGUCUCCUGGGAGAGCUUAAAACUUGGGGCAAAACACGAAUUUUCACAGAUCUUCCUUCCCACGUCUCUCUCAGGAAAGACUCAAAAAACACACUGCCCCCUUGGCUCUGCUUGAAACCCUCACCCCAUUGUGCCGAGUCUUUGCAGAGAAACCUGUAGAUGUGGUUUUUCAUAGGUAUAUGAGUAAGUAUCUGUGUAAAAACAGUGGAGUGUGUAGUAUGUAAAUACAUUAAAUUAUUAUGCUAGAAAAAUAAAGUUACAGACCCUGCUG